AUGAACGGUUCUGGGCUUCCAUUGGCACCUUCCAGCCCAAUUCCCUACUAUGCAGCCGCUGCUGUACAACAACAACAGCUUCAACAUCAGCUUCAACAACAGCAGCAAGCUGCAAACCAGCUGAAAAUGCUGUAUCCUCAAGUUCCUUGCUUUGAUCAAUCGUUGUACGCCGCUUCCGGAAUGAUGCCGACUGUUGAUGCCACGUGUCCGCUGUACCUACAAACAGCCGCCGUUCCGACGUACCCAUACUAUGCGGUGCAAACGCUUCCGGAGCCUGCACCCGUGCUCCGCACAUUUUCUGAGCCCCUAACCGAAAUUCGCGUCGACACCAGUAAACAUUUUCACGUGUUCGUUGGCGAUCUAAGCAAUGACGUUGACAACACGAUUCUCAAAAACGCGUUUCUGAAGUUUGGAGAAGUGAGUGAAGCAAAGGUGAUUCGCGAUACGCAAACGCUUAAAUCAAAAGGCUACGGGUUCGUCUCGUUUCCGGUUAAGCACCAUGCCGAAAAGGCCAUUGCCGAAAUGAAUGGCCAAUGGAUCGGGAAACGAGCGGUUCGCACAAAUUGGGCAUCGCGCAAAAACAAUGAGGAGAGCCGUGAGAAGCUCACGUUUGAACAGGUGUUCAAUUCAACAAAGGCCGACAACACCUCGGUUUAUGUUGGGAAUGUCAAUCCAAAAACCACGGAACUCGACUUGCGUAAUGCAUUCCACAUUUUUGGUGAGAUUUGCGAAAUUCGCAUCUUCAAAGCUCAGGGAUACGCAUUCAUUCGCUUCGAGAAGAAGGAAUGUGCUACCAAGGCUAUUAUGGAUAUGAAUGGAAAGGAUCUACUCGGCAAUCCCAUUCGGUGCUCUUGGGGCCGAACCCAAACUGGUGCUACUCAGCAACAGAACCUUUCAAAUCUCCCAUUUGAUAUUUCCAAUUUGCUCGCUCCAAGUGUGCUCAAUUCGUCAGUGUCCCUGCUGCGAAACCCAUAUUUGAGCUACAAUCCAGCAGCGAAUAUGGUGUUCACUUCGGUAAAUCAAUGAUUUCUCACUCACUUUGUCGUCGAAAUGAUGUACUGGUGGUCUCUGCUUGGAAUUUCUGCAUGUUACUCUAUAGUACAUGCGGCUAAUAUAGACGUGAGCAUCUCAAAAUACACGGGUAUGAAGAAAAGUGAAGUGAAAACCUAUGGGUCCCAAUAUUUCGGAUUUGAAAUUUGCGCUUGUCCAAAAUCUUUUACGGAAACUACAGUUGCGUCAAGAAUCUCAGAAUGCAGUUGCUCUGGAAACGUCAAAGCCAAGAAAAUCAUUUAUUCAAUCCCUUAUGCCGUCUACCCUAGUACCUGCAAGUUUUCUCAUUCGUCCUAUUGCUUGACACCAAGAAUUCAAAAUUCGACCUUUGAUCAUUCCACCAAAGUUUUCAUCAAGUCCAGCCUUGGCCAUAAGACCUUCACUCGACCAGAAUGGCAAAAUCUUCCAUUGAGCUCAUCUCAAAAAACAGUUCUUAUUAGAACAUUUAAGCCAGCAGGAAUGAGAGUCACUUACACUACUAAUGUGAACUUUGGAACAACAUCAUCGGAAUCUAAAAGCACUGAAGACGGUCAUCGUAGUGUCUUUAGAAGAGAGCCUAAAAUUGACAGCAUUGAAAUUUCAAAAGAGAGCCAAGAACUCGAAACAGUUCCACUGGCAACUGGCGAUAUUUCAGAUGUUUUCCCUUUGAAACAUUUUAACGAUAUCAGGGACUAUAUAUUCAAUAAGGGACAUAUUGAGAAAUUCGAGCCAAUGAAUUACGAUAUCGCGGCAUUGAAAAAAUACAUCGUCAAAUAUCAUAAUAUCUAUCGUCAAAAGCACAAUGCUCCGGCUUUAGUGCAUGAUGUCGAUUUGGAUUUAUUUGGAAAACGAUGGGCUGAUGAAUUGUCUCAUCGUAAAGGGUGUCUUGUUCACGAGCAGCCAAGAAGAUUCGGAGAGAAUCUUUUCUAUUUUGGUGCUCGUCACUUUCCAAACCCCGAAAUAAUGGCAAAGAGCAUUGUACAAAGCUUCUACAUUGAGGGCUUCAAUUACAAUUACAGAAGCUGGCAUCCAUUGUCUUACUUUAAGACUGGCCACUUCACUCAACUUGUGUGGCAAAACUCGCGAAAUGUCGGAAUCGGAAUUUCCAUUGUGAAAGCCAGCUCAGUGAACCUUCCAUGCGUCACCCAUUCGCGCAACAUGUACCUUAUUUAUGUUGUUGUUAAAUAUGACCCAGCGGGCAAUUAUGAGACAUACGAUGAAUAUAUGAAGAAUGUUCUACCACCAGUUCAGGGUUGA
Messenger RNA from Caenorhabditis bovis, 2286 nucleotides. The record is from the annotation of a GenBank genome assembly. Lineage: Eukaryota; Metazoa; Nematoda; Chromadorea; Rhabditida; Rhabditidae.